AUGUUUGGCGAUCAGUCUGGUGCCACGACAAGCAAAGAUGUUGCGGUCAAGUCACUGAAAAUUCCAUUCUCCGAUGAAGAUGAGAAGAGGAAGAACUGUCAAAGGCUGAUGGGUAAAAUAUCAUCUUGGGCGCAAUUACUUCAUGAAAACGUCUUGCCACUAUAUGGGGUUGCGGACGGUUUCGGGUACUUUCCGUCACUGGUGACGCCUUGGGUGAACCAGGGGACGUUGAAUGACUAUAUCGCUACUAAUCAUCAUUUGUCACCGCGGAGCAAGUUGGAUCUCGCCAAACAGGUGGUGGCUGGCCUCGGCUAUCUACACGCUCAUUCUGUUGUACACGGAGACAUAACUGGACUCAACAUCCUGGUGGAUGACCAGGGCAGAGUGCAACUAUCUGACUUCGGGGUCGUGUUGUUGCUCGCGGAAAUUCCGACGCCGGUACAACCAUCGGGAGGGAUUCGCUCAGCGGUGCGAUGGACUGAUCCUCAACUAUUCGAGACGGAGAAAAGCGAUAUCAAUCCAUGCAUCCCAACGGAGCAGACUGACAUCUAUUCAAUAGGCAGUAUCCUCCUGCAGCUGUUCACGGAAUCAAUCCCUUACUACGAUAUCAAGGAUAACAUUGCUGUUAUUGUAUUGUCUUCGAGAGGUAUAAAGCCUCGGUGUCCCCCAGAAACAUUUGUCACAAGUGCACAGUGGAAUCUUAUUCAACGAUGCUGGUUGCCUUGUGGUGGAUUACCUAAUCGUUCGACCAUCAGUGAAAUAGAAGAAUUUCUUGAGUCGGAGCUACAGCUGGCAGGUUCGCCUUAG
Molecule: messenger RNA, 807 nt
Organism: Suillus paluster
Lineage: Eukaryota; Fungi; Basidiomycota; Agaricomycetes; Boletales; Suillaceae
Product: kinase-like domain-containing protein
Exons: 7
Coding region: 1-807 (268 amino acids)
Biological process (GO): protein phosphorylation
Molecular function (GO): protein kinase activity; ATP binding
Source: RefSeq, a predicted model, not a curated record